Messenger RNA from Pectinophora gossypiella (pink bollworm), 4890 nucleotides. It is a transcript of the gene pnut, whose product is annotated as septin-7. Gene Ontology annotation, molecular function: GTP binding; molecular adaptor activity; GTPase activity. Gene Ontology annotation, biological process: cilium assembly; cytoskeleton-dependent cytokinesis. The coding region runs from base 691 to 2496 and encodes 601 amino acids. The record is from RefSeq and is a predicted model, not a curated record. NCBI's taxonomy places the organism in Eukaryota, Metazoa, Arthropoda, Insecta, Lepidoptera, Gelechiidae. The transcript has 10 exons. Gene Ontology annotation, cellular component: microtubule cytoskeleton; septin complex; septin ring.
UACGACGCGCCGAUUGUUUAAUUGUUUCAGUAAGCGAAUUUGUAAUCGCGGAGCGGUCGUUUUUUUGCCAAGUUACUGUGUUGCUAGUAAAUCCCCUAUCAAUUUUGCAAUUGUAUUAAACUCGCCGAAUGAAUCUCUUAGUUCUUUGCGUAUUGCGUUAAAGCCCUUAGUCUCGCGCGUCGCAUAGCACAGGACUAUAUUGGCAUUCGUAUCCCUUUCAUUCCAUUGAACCUAUACAACUAUUUUUGUUUCGCUCAGAGCCGCAAUAAAUAGCAAAAUACGUCGAGUAUUUGUAGAGACCUCUCUCCUUAUUGUUAGAAAUUGCUUAUUAAUAUUUUAAAUAAUUCUUAUAGAAUAUGAAACUGAAAGGAAAUAGCUAUUUUCGUAAGUGAGGCAGGUGUUUGUAAACAGUAAAACGAUUAGCAUUAGGUAUCGGUGCUAGUUCCACCAGAGUGGUGGUUGUCGUAAUCGGUUGAUUCACCCGGGCGCGGACUGCACUCGACUCUCCUCCGGAUGUGAUUUGUCGACGGAAAAAUGUGGUAUCGCGUUUGUUUGUGGCACAUUUUGCUGUAAUUGUAACAGUAUGUUUCCUUCUUAAACAGUUAACGGAUGGAUGUGCGCGGACACGUUUAAUAGUGUUUUUAAAGAUAGUAUAUUUGGAAUAAAUUUAGAAGUACAGAGUUUUAGUUGAUGUGUAUAUUGUCUCAGUGGACUCAGUGUUUCGCAAUGGCUUCUGUGUCAGAAUCGCCCCUGAAUAGAUCGAGGAAUAGGCCGGUGCUAUCUCGAUACAAACCAAAUAAUUCAACGUCAGAACAGUUACAAAGUAAACGCGAGCUGUUCUUCAAGUCGGACUCGGUGAGCGGCAGCGGGGCGAGCGCGACGGGCCCGCCGAGCGGGGCGCCGCCCGCGCCGCCGCUCGCUCCUUCCGCGCUCAAGGACGCGCUCGCAAAGCGCGCGGCCACGCUGCCGGAGCCACAGGAGAACAACCACCACGAGGCUAAUGGCACAGCCCCGGGGGCCAAGCUGACCAACAGCGCGUCUGUGGACAAGCCGCCCGGCGCCGCGCCACCACCCACGCCCGCGCCGCCCGUGCCCGCCUGUGCGCCGCCCGCCGUGCCCGCUCCGCUCAGGAGUACAGAGAAUAUCAUCAAGAAAACUGACCACCCACCCGUUGCGCCAAAACCAGAAUUACCUAAGUUAGAGAAGCCAAAAACCAAAGAACUAGAUGGAUACGUCGGAUUCGCGAACCUACCAAACCAGGUGUACAGGAAGGCAGUGAAAAAAGGAUUCGAGUUCACGUUAAUGGUAGUUGGAGAGACAGGGCUGGGCAAGUCGACGUUAAUAAACUCUUUGUUCCUGACGGAGGUGUACGACAAGGACAAGCACCCGGGGCCGUCGCUGCGGGUGAAGAAGACGGUCGGCGUGGAGACGAGCGUCGUGCUGCUGAAGGAGAACGGCGUCAACCUCACGCUCACCAUCGUCGACACGCCCGGCUUCGGGGACGCUGUUGAUAACAGCAACUGUUGGCAACCGAUUAUCGACUUUGUUGAGUCGAAGUAUGAAGAGUUCCUGAACGCGGAGUCUAGGGUGACCCGCAAGGCGGCGCCGCCUGAUACCCGCGUACACUGCUGCCUUUACUUCAUCGCGCCCAGCGGCCACGGGCUGAAGCCGCUCGAUGUCGAGUUCAUGCAACGGCUCGGAGACAAAGUCAACAUCAUCCCCGUCAUCGCUAAAGCGGACACCAUGACGCCUGAGGAGUGCAAGGAGUUCAAAGAACAGAUAAUGAAAGAGAUAGCUACGCACAAGAUCAAGAUCUACGACUUCCCGGAGAGCACAGGCGAGGAGGGCGAGGGUGCGGAGGCGACAAAGGCACUGCGCGCGCGCGUGCCCUUCGCGGUGGUCGGCGCCAACACCGUCAUCGAGCAAGAUGGCCGCCGCAUCCGCGGGCGCAAGUAUCCUUGGGGCAUCGCUGAGGUGGAGAAUUUGGAGCACUGCGACUUCAUAGCGCUGCGGAACAUGGUGAUCAGGACGCACCUGCAGGACCUCAAGGACGUGACCAGCUCGGUGCACUACGAAAACUACCGCUGCCGCAAGCUGGCUGGGCUCUCGCACGACGGCAAGCCGCACAGGAUCAACUCUAACAAGAAUCCUUUGGCUCAGAUGGAAGAGGAAAAGAGAGAACACGAUCUGAAAAUGAAGAAAAUGGAAAGCGAAAUGGAACAGGUAUUCGAAAUGAAGGUCCGCGAGAAGCGUGCGAAGCUGAAGGAGAGCGAGGCGGAGAUGGCGCGGCGACAUGAGGCCACGCGGCGCACGCUGGAGGCGCAGGCGCGCGAGCUGGAGGAGCGCACGCGCGCGCUGCAGGCCGAGCGCGCCGCCUGGGAGCGCGACACCGGCCUGUCGCUCGACGACCUGCGGCGCCGCUCGCUCGAGGCCAACAGCAAGGAGACUGUGGAUGGGAAAGACAAGAAGGAUAAGAAAAAGAAAGGUUUGUUCUAAACUCGCGAAGUGUCGCGUAGGCCUCGCACCCACCGUAACUCACGCGUGACUAACUCGUGUCGACACACGCCGCCUAUUGACGACCGACCGUCGUACGACUGUACCACACCCCGCAUCUUGACAACGAUGAGUGAAUCGAUCGAUUCCACAAUACCACUCGAUUACACUCCCGUUUUCAAAAUGCGGUCUCCGAUAUCGUACCGACGAUGUUAACCACCUAUUUUAAUAGGAGAAAUACGAAAGGCGGCUCCAAUUUUCUUUGUAAAGCAGUCUAACCUGUAUACAGUAACAUUACAACAAUGGACAAGCACUACACCUCAAGUGAAACAUGGUAACUGUACAUAUCGUACGUAAUCGAAAUGUUGGAACACGGGAUUUGAGAUGCAUUGGACACAAACAAGCAAUACUAUUGAGAUUUCUUUAAAUAUUUAAUUGGUUUGUGUGCCUAAUUCUGAGAUUUAGUGCCAUUUUCUGUGUUGUGAUGAGUAUCACUUCUAUCACGUGUAACAACUUUUGUUGUCUGUAAUAAAACUCAUUUUAUUUGUGUACUGUGUAUUGUAUUGUGUUGCUUAGUCUUUGUGUAAUGCAAGGAGACUUCUACUCACUGUGCAACCUUACGGUUUACUAAUUAUUAUUUCGUACUUGCACUUUGAUGCAACUGAAUUCUUUGUGAUUUAACCUUCUUGGACGAGGGUAAAUUUGAUGUGUUAUAUUUUAUGUUGUAAAUAUCUAUAACAUUACAGUUAAUAAGUAGCUAUAGUACAUAUUUGUGAAAUCAAACAUAACUUUAACGUUUUCUGAUUAUUGAAUGAAUUUAAUGAAACUGUUUUAUUAAUGAACGUGGAAUACUUGGCAAUGAGAUAAGCAUGUUUUAUAUGGUUUCAGAUUGGUCUUUUAAGAGUGUUGCGACCGGAAUAGUACUAUAAUGUCGAUGAAGCUUGAAUAUGUGCGCCACAUUAAGUGAGUUUUAGGUCUAUUUUAUAGCAUAAUUGAACAACGAUAUUUAAAGACUACAUACUAUGUAAUAUUAUUAUUUCAUUUCAUAACUUAUGAAUUGAGUUAUUAUCAAAAUUGGAUCUUGAAUGAGAUUAACUUUAUACGUAUUUAUUUAUAAGAUUUUUCCAUGACAAAGCAUUUAUUACAAUAAGUGAGGCCUAGUUUUGUACUAGUUCCGUUCGGAAAGACGUUUGUAAACAUUUUGAUACUUAUUUAUUUGGUCUCUUGGAAAUAAAUUAUGAUGAUUCCGGUGACGGGGAAGCACAAAUAUUUUGACAGCUUACAAAUCGACAUUUUCGUCCACAAGAUGCCAAAUAGCUUGUAAUAAUGGUCGGCUUUAAUCGACGAUGGAUGUCUUACUACUUUAUUGUAUUUAUCAUAUAUUCUAUGCUGAGGUCUAAUAGUGAACUAGUGACGGCGACGUGAUUUAUUCAGCUCAAAAUCAGUGUGAAAUUUAUACAUAAGCACCUUACUCCUUACUGAUAAAUAUAGCAUUAGAUAUUAAAAACGCUAGCGAUCGUGUGAGAUUUCAUGUAUUGUUAUAUUUAUAAGUAGAGGACUACUAUUUAUUAGCUAUUCGAGAGGUUUGCAUUAGAUACUACACCAUUCUAAAUUUUAACGUGAAUUAGAUAUAAAAUAUUUUUUACUUCUAUAUAUUACAAGUUAAUAAUACGAUUUUGGCUUAAUUGGUGCAUUCAGAUACCCAACUAAGAAGGUGUGGAUUGGCACGGCAUAUGUUGUAUACAUCGGUAUAUUACGCUUAGUGAUAUUACAAUAUGCUCAUAGUUCAGUUGUGACAUAGAUUCUAGCUUUAGCUAGGUGUUAGACUUUCUUAUAAUAAUGUGUAACGGGAUGAAGAAAGGAAAACACACCAACAUUUUUUUUUGUCACAUACACACUACACCACAAGUGGAUAGUUCUCUUUCAAACGUUCAGUAAUAUUUCAUGAUAAGAAUCACGACACAAAAUUCCAAAUUCCCCAAUAUUAGUUUCACAUUAAUAUUUUAGAAGUUAUAAUACUUGUAUCACUUUAUAUUACAUAUUUCUGUAAAUAUUUUCGUUUAGUCAUUACAGUUUCCAGUACGAGUUAUGUAAUAAAGUUAUUUACGCCAACUCUAUAUAAUUGAGCUGCAUAAUCUUUAUUUAAUCAGCAUGCCAUGGUUAAAUUUGUAUUAUUUCCUACACUCAGUAUUGACUUCCGCGUUAAACUUAAGAAAUUAGUUAGUAAGACUAUGCUUAAUUUUGUAUUUUGUGUAGGGUCACGGCCCACUUACCAUACCGAUCAUUUGCUUAGUCAUUACGAUGGAUAUGUGAUGUGUGUUGGAGAGCAAUCAAGUUCGGACGAUGUAAUAUAUUGUACCUUUGAAUAAAUAUAAAUAAAUACGUAAUAUAUAGGAA